UCUUUACCUAGUUAAAGCAGUGGCCUUAAACAACUUAAAUUAUUUCGUCGACUGAGUUGCAGUUCUUCAGGCGACCUAGUCGCAAGCAGAUCAAGUUACCAGUGAGGAUAUGCCUACCAUGACACGGAUGCAUCGCCACUCGAGUUCCAGUGCCGUGGUGGAGGAGUCGCGGGGAAGGCGGCGCGGGGCAGGAGUCCCGGGAGCGGGAGACGCCAACAAGGAGAACUUCGGGGUGCACUUCAUGAGCAGUCCCUUCGGCAACGCCAGCCUGAUCGCUCUCCAGGAUCUGAGCAACGUGCACGGAAAGAGUCCGCAGCGCAGGAGCUUCAGCGAGGGAAGUGGUCCGCGGCAGGCGACGCCCCAAUUGGCGGCUCUGCGUUGUUUGCCUCGCACCACCGGCGGUGCAGUUGUCGGUGGCGUCGGUGGAGCUGCAGCCGCUGCUGUGGCUCUCGAAGAUUCGCAGCUAUCCUCAUCGCGAAUGGGAGACACCACGUUGGAUCGCAUGCUGGACGCCAUAAUCGAGUCGGCCAGAAAGGAGGUGCGGUGCCCGAAGCCACUGAAAGCAGCGCCCGAUGGAACCCACAGUAGUGACACAACCACCAAGAGCAGCAAAACCACCACCACUACGACAGCCACUAUCCUGGCGGAGAACGGGGAGUGGAGCGAGAGCAGCUUCCACGAGAUGGAGGUGCGCACACCCACCCACUUGAAGAGGCAGCGGGUGGUGCGGCGCAAGAACCCGCACAAAGCCACCACCACCGCCACCGCACACCACACGCAGGGCCACGAGAAGACGAAGAAGGUGGACCAGCUGCAGCUCAUCCCGAGCAUCAAGCGCUGCUUGAGCUUCUCCUCGAGCUCCGCCUCGAGUGACUUGGAUGACGACGAGCAGCAACAGCAUCAGCAUCAGCAUCAGCAUGAGCAGCAGGUGGCCAAAAGGAGUUCGCUGGCCUCCUCCCCGGCCACGCCCCCCUCCCACAGCACCACCAGUAGCAGCAACAGUGGGGCAACAGAUUCUGAGGCAAGCCAGCGGGGCAGCAUCGAUGUGAGCAUUGCGUACAACAGCAAGGAGCAGCUACUCAAUGUACAUGUGAUUCGCUGUCGGGAUCUGCAGCGUUCCCAUGCCAGUGGAAAUGGCAGCAUAAAUGCCUACGUCAAGGUGGCUCUGGCCGGCGGAGCCCAGCCCACCACCGGAUGCGGAGGCCACUCGUCCGGCGGCAGCAUGAACUCCGGAUAUCAACGCACCGCCGUCCAUCGGCACUCGGGUCGCCCGUACUUCGAUCAGCGGUUCAGCUUCCCGAUUUCCAGUGGCGAGGACACUACGGGCCAGCAUCUUCAGUUGGCCGUAUGGCAUCGGGAUCGCCAUUUAAAACGCAGCGAGUUCCUGGGCUGCAGCACCUUUCCACUGAAUGAGCUAGUGCAUCCGGACUCGGGCACCACCGCAGGCUCCUACAAGUUGCAUUCGCAGGCAUGUCCGCCGCCGCCUAAUCACCGCCAGAGUCAAACGAAAGCCAACGCAGGCCAGGAUCGGAAGCGGGAGUCGCCACCGGAAGCGGAAGCGGAGCAGAAUCAGGAUAACCACGAGGAGGAGGAGAAGGAGGAGAAGGACUCGAGCGCAGAAAUGGCAGCCGCCGCCACCGUCACCGUCACGCCCCAGAAGCCACCGGUGGCCACCGGAUCCGGAUCGGGAUCGAACUCGGCCGCAAUGCAACUGAACGACGAGGUGAUCAGCAUCAGCAUCGACAGCAUGGGCAAGGAGGAUCCCCUGCUGCCCCAGCAGCCGCAGCAGCCGAUGAAGCUGAGCAAGAAGGCGCUGCACCAGCGCGACGCCGACGAGAACCUCUUCCUGCGGUUCCUCGAGCUCGAUCCCCCCGCGGACGGCAAUGCGAAUAGCACCACCGGUGCCCCGACGACGGGCGCCAGUGGCCAGUCCUCGGCAUCGAAGGCCAACGAGAGCAAUGCCAACCACCUGAACGGUGGAUCCAGCGGCCGGCGACAGUCCACGAUGCCACCGUCCAGCGGAGGAGGCGGCGGAGGAGGAGGAGGAGGAGGAGGAUCUGGCCGCCAGCAGCAGGGACGAACGCCGUUCACGAUGACCAAGCGACUCACGCGAACCGAGGAGCGGGGCUUCGGCUUCUCCAUCGUUUGGACGCAUCCGCCGCGGGUGGAGAAGAUCGAGGCGGGACUCUCCGCCGAUCGCUGCGGCAUCCUGCCCGGCGACUACGUGAUCUUUGUGGACAAGCACAACGUGGUCACGAUGCCCGAGGCUGAUGUUCUGAACUUGAUACGAUCGCAGGGCUCGUCCUUGACGUUGGAGAUUUUCAGAAGGUCAGGCGCGGGCGCCACAACACUCACGACGGAUUUGGGCCACCACCACCACCACAACGCCAACAUAAGCGGUCGCCUGGGCGUGGCCAUUGGCCUCGGGAGCGAGGAGCACACGAUGGCCACCACGACGACCGGCACGACCACCGUGAUGAGUCUGCAGCGGACCGCCAGUUCGAGAGUUCAGCCGGUGGGCAACAGCCUGAGCCGACCGGCCACCGCCUGCUCCGGCACCACCUCGUCCAUCGAGGCGGCCAAGAGGAGACUCCACCUGCCGCAGGUCACCUUCAGCAAGGAGUCGAUUGUGCCGAUCACGGACAACCGUCGGCGCUUCCUGCUGCAAUUGAUCAGUCGGGAGCAGAACUUCACGGCUGCCCUACACUUCGGAGUGGAUCGAUUCGUGCAGCCGCUGGUGGAGAGAAAGGACCUGAUCUCCCCCAACGAUCACCGCACCCUGUUUCAAAACAUUGACGAACUGCUGCGGAUCGCCGAGGACAUCCUGGAGCAGUUGUGCAGCAGCGACCAGCAGGACCAGGAGCCGCACAUGAACUUCGCCUCGCGGGUCUACCUGUCGAAGACGACGGCGAUUUGUGCGGCGUACAAGAAGUACUGCAACGGCAUCAAGCGGGCCGACUGUGUCCUGGUGAACAAGUCCCGGCAGACGGGUUCCGAGUUCAUUGCCUUCAUCACCGAGCCGGCGGUUCCGCGCAAGCGACCCGAUCUCACCAUGUUCAUCCAUCGGCCGCUGCAGCACUUCCGUGAGAUCCUGAAGCUGAUGCAGUUGCUCGCCGGGAAUUGCCACGUGGACACCGAGGAGCACAAGAACUUCAGCACGGUCAUCAACGAACUGCAGGCCGCCUAUCGCGAGAUCACGGUGAGCAGCGGUCUGAUGGAGCCGCUGGGCGAGGGUCGCCCUCUGCUAACGCUCCAAGACCUCGAGUCCCGAAUGGUCUUCACCAAGUGCAAGCCCUUCACGCUGGCCGUCCAGGGUCGCCAAUGGAUCUUCGGCGGCGACCUGUCCCGAGUCGAGGGACGCUCGGUGAAACCGUACUGGACGCUGCUCUUCAGCGACAUCAUCGUGUUCGCAAAGGUCAGUCGCGAUCGAGUCCUGUUCAUCACCGAGGAGCCCAUUCCCAUCGCCAACGUGGUGGACUCCUGUUUCCAUAUGCGCAAGAAAACAACCGAGUUUCGACUCACGGUGGAUCCAAAUGGACGUCUGGCGGAGAGUCCUACGGGGUACUGUGCCCCCGAUUUGACGCGCACUCCGAAACGAGGAGCCCGCCGCAAGAGUUUGAUUUUGAGGGCGCCCUCGCUGGAACUCAAGGCUGUUUGGCAGAAUCUUCUGCAGCGGCAGAUAUUUCUAGUGAAUGCCGCUCUGGGAUCGACGCCCUUGUCCAGUCCCCUGGACUCGCCGGAUGUGCUGAACACGCUGGUGCCGCUGAGCGACAUCGGACUGACCACCGCCUCGAUGGGAUCGAUGAAGCUGCCCUCGCUGGACAGCAUCCACCUGAAGCAGCAGCAGAAACAGCAGCGCAGCAACAAUGCCCAUGGCCACGCCCACUCGGCUGGAGGAGUAGCCACGGAAAGGUCUGCGGACCGCUCCCAUAGCCACGGCCACAGCCACAGUGCCCAUGUGGGCGGUCAUGUGGAGCAGAUCGAGCUGCUGAUCGACGAGAAGUGCCGCAUCCUGAACAAGACGGGCACUCCGAAGUCGAGUGCCCUGCACCUGGCCAACUGGAUGAAGGGCCAGCUGGACAAGCAGCAGCAGCAGGCUCGCCUGGCGGCCAUUGCCCGAUCGCAGGAGAACGUGAGUGCCGAGGACGAGCAGCUGAUCUUCAACAGCGACAGUGAGCAGGACGAACGGAUCACCUACUGGACGCGCCAGCAGCUGGAGAAGCGCACCAAGGAGCUCAAUCUGGCCAAGGAGAAUGGUGGCCUCUCGGCGAAGCCCAAUUUCGGGGGCAAGCGAUUGAGCGGCGUCGAGGAGCUGAGCAUGAGCGCCACAUCGGAUAUCUACUCCACGUCGGACGCGGAGGGCGUGACCAGUGUGAUCAGUCAGUCGCACAGCACCACAUCGGACAGCCAGAUCACCGUACGCUCGAGUCCCAUUGUGCUGGACAAGCUGGCCGUUUGCCGUCAUUGCCACAAGAAUUGCCAGCAGAGCGGACCGGGCGGAGUGCGUCCCGGCGGCGGAGGCGGAGGGGUGAACAACUCCAGCUCCACGCCCGUCCUGCUCUGCAACUCGCUAAAGGUGCAGCACAGUCAGUCGUCGCCGAACCGCUGUUGCAAACUCAGCAACGGCUUGGCGGGCACCGCUGAGUUGGCCAGUCCCUCCAGAGCGGGCAAUCGCUCGGCCAAAGGCACAGGCACGGGAACGGGAACGGGCACCGAAACCGGAACGGGCAGCGUGACCAGCAUGUCCAGCAGCACCAUCACGGGGGAGCUCUCCUCGAAGGUGGUGGCCAGCAGCAGUCGCCGGGAGACCGGCGACACCGAGAGCGACGUGGCCCAACUGAUCACCGACGAAAUCUCUCAAUCGCAAUCAGAGGCGACGGACGACAGCGUCGGCGCGAUGCCCAACAGCAGCAGCAGUGCCGGCGAGGGGAUCCCAGCCACCCAGCCAGGCUCCAAACUACGUCAUCUAGAUCCUCCAGUCGCCGCCGCUUCUUCUUCUUCAUCCUUGCCCAACGGUCAUUGCUCAGCUGGCGGUGGUGUUGGUGGUGGUAGUGGAGGCAGUGGUGGUGGGUCACCGAAACCACUGCCACCACCACGUCGCACCCGCAUUGUAGCCCAAAUGUGCCAGGAACCACUCAGCAGGCCGAAGGCCAAUCAGCAGGUGAAGGCCAUUGUGACCAUCACGGAGACGGCCAGGAUAAUGCGGAGCAGUCCAACGAAGGGAUCGAUAUCCGUAUCGGGCUCGGGUGCGGGUUCGGUGGGUGGUUCCCCCGCCAAGUACGCCGCCUGCCACUGCCGCUGCACCCCGGAGGACUUCACGAACGCCCAGCUCUCGCCGGACAAAAUGGAGCACCAGACGUGCAAGCUGCUCGAGUCACCGAAGCAAACGGCCACCACUUUGCAGCAGCAGCAGCAGCAGAAGCAGGACGACGAGCAGUUGUCCCUGAUGCUCAUCGGUCUGGCGCAAUUCGCGCCGGCCGCCAAGCUCUGUGGCCAGGAGAACAGGCAGCACAAGGAGGAUAGCAACAGCACACCCACGAUAGCCGUGGUCCCGCCCACGCCGGAUGCGGUUCUCACCAAGACGAGCACCCAUGUCUGGGACAACAGUGGCCGCUCCUCGAACGGCGGCGGCGGCACCUCGACCACCAGCACCGCCACAACGACAACGAAGCAGCCCAGGCAGGCCAUCAUUGAGAACAUACCGGAGGACUCGUGCGACGAGUCGCCGCUGGACGAGGAGCCGCCCUACCGACCCAUGAGCAGUGCCCUCCGAAGGUUCGGCACCAUGUCCAGCUUGGAGAAGCUGCCCUCCGACGAUCGAAUGGACGAGGCCGACGAGCUGGACGAGGAUCUCGAGCCCUACACACCGAACGGGCACGAUGGCCACUCGAACAGUCCGACCCACGAGGAAGACGAAGACGAUGAUGCGGCCUCCGAUCGAGCCCUGAUCCAAAACCUCAACGACUUGGGGGCCCCGAGUUCGUCGGGAGUGGGAGUGGUCGUCAAUGGCGAAGUGCUGGCCAGUGGGGCGUGGACGAAUCGCGCGGGAGCCUAUGUCUCCGACAAGAUGUCCUUCUUCGAGGAGUCGCGGGCCUUCAUCGAUAAGUACUUGGGUCGCUGGAAUGCCGGGGAGUCGCAGCAGCAGCAGCCGCAACAGCCGGGAACUGCCUCGGAGACGGAUGAGCAGAUGGACGAGUGCACCUCGGGAGCCACAAGCGGCGAGGAGGUCUGGGGCACGCCCACCAGUGGCGGGGACAACGAUGAUCAGGACAUGCAGCUGAUCAACUCCGAGAACACACAUUCGUCGCCCACCAAGUCGAGUACCUCGUUGAAUGACGACGACGAUACGGAACUGAUGAUGGACGAACUGCUGAUGGCGCCACCGAUGACGGCCAGUACGAUUCGAGGAUUGCUGCCACGACGUCGUCUUGAGCCCCUUUUUGAGGAGGAGACGGAGAGCGACGAAGAGAAGACGCAGCAGGACAGCGAUGACGUCAAAAAGGGGGAAGCAACGACCAAUGGCCACUACCUAGAGGAUUCGGCUGGAAGUUCAAGCGACAGCGAGGCGGCGGCGCCACCAGCCCCACCACCAGCUCCUCGGCCAGUGGUGCUGGAUCGGGAGGAGGAUCCGUCGGCGGAGGACCUCGAGGAGGAGGAUCCGGCGACGGAGGACCAGGAGGUGCUCAGUACUCACUUCAGCGGAGCGGAGCGUCUGCCUCCGAAUCUGGUCACGAGUGCGAUGGGGCCGCGUCCCUUGCUCACCACCCGCCUGCUGCCCACCACGGCCAUAGAUCCUCAGCCGCCGGCUGCGGUGGUGGUGGCCUCAUCCUGCGAGUAUCUGCUCGAUCAGCGCCCCUCGAGCGGCCAAGGACGCGAUCCCGUCGACGGGAUCAGCAGCAGAUCUGCAGCAACCACGACGCCAUCCUCUCGGCCGACGCCUCCAUCUCCGGCGAAGCCAGCAGCGACGCCGACCGGGAUGAUGACGACGACACUGACGACGAUAACAACGAUGAUGACGACGACGACGACGACGAUGACGCCGGGUCGAGCUCCCUCAUCGAUUACUACAACAACCAGCAGCGCGAGCGGCACUACCAACUCCGGCGGCAGAGCCAGCGGCAGGCCUCCGAGAUUUGUUCCGCCGCCACCGCCUCCGCGACGCUUGCUUCUCACGCAGACCGAUCUAAGCGCUGCUCAAGCCAAAACGGAGCUACCUCGAAAAAAAUCUGGCGCUACUGCUGACAGUGGCUUCUCGGCGGUUGUCGGCGGCGCCGCCAGCGCUUCGGACCCAACCGUUACCGGGUCAAGGACAACGCCGCCAACGCCGAGUACCAGCAGCUCGGCGGCGGGGGCGGUGGGCCCAAAACGACCGUCCUCCUCAACGAUAAUCGAGACCUGCCUGCUGGGGGCACCCAGGCCCGCCUCAGCCACUUCAUCAGCAACAGUCUCGAGGACGGCAAAGCCGAUCCGCCAGAGUCCCACCCACAAUCCCAGUCACAAUCCGCAGCCGAGGGCGGCGAUCAGCUGCCCAGCUGCAGUGGCGCCACCGGCACAGGCAGCGGCACCACCGCCAGACGCCCCCGCUGCCCCAGUGCCCCACGCUGGAUGCGGAUUAAGUCCAAGGCUGGAAAUGCGACUGGCCCUCAACCACGACAUCCUCGGGGACGAGGACUUGAUCUGCUACGAGCCUGGUCCCGAUCUAACAACUAUUCUGGGGCACGACCUCUCCACAUUUCAUCGUCUGACGGGUCGCGAUUUAUUGAGUCGUUCAGCCACGAACCGGGUGCAGCCAAAAGAGGCUGUCAUAUCGUACUCUCAACAACGCAACUCAAAGAUGGAUACGCCAACGGUGAACCGCCGGCCCCGCCCCCUCUCAGCGGGCGCCUUAACCAGCAACAGCAGCAACAACAACACCAACAACAGCAAUCACAGUCGCAGCAGCAGCAGUCACGGCAGCAGUCCGCUCGCCGGUGGUUUAACCCGUGCCGCGGGCGGCGAGCAAACGGACCGCCAGCCGUAUCCGGCGGCUCCUCCGGCCGGUGGUGGAUCUGCUGGUCGAGCCGGCGGCGGGAGAGGAAGCGCCGGCGACAGCAGCACCGCCUGCAACUCCAGCAGAGGCGGGAGCAAAUUAGGCGAUCUGGAAAUCUUAGCGAGACACGAGAAGAUAUACUCCAUGUCUCAAUCGAGGAGUGGCUUUCGAGCCAGGGAGACGAGCACGUCGUCCACAAUGUCCACGACGAGCACAACCACCACCAGCACCACCACCACUCUGAUGGCCAUGGCUACGGAGAUGCGUUCGGGGAUGGGGGCUUCGGGGAAACGCGACUCUUCCUGGCCCAAACGAGCAGCUGCAGCAGCCUCACUGACGAGGACGAGGAGUACUACUUCGAUGGACGGAGCGGGAGCCAUCAGUACCACAACCACAACCACCACAACAACAACAACAAUGACUGAGGAGGCCUUCCUCGAGACCGAAGUGGGCCGAUCGAAGCGAUUGAUGAACUUCAUAAAGCGGCGCAACUCGGAGAUAACCGCCAGUAGCACCAGCAGCACCCCCAACUACUCCGGCGACGGCGUCUUUGGCGAGCAGCCGCAUCCGAGCCACAGCCAGAGCAGCCUUCUCCUCCAGAAGCUGCCGGCGGGUCAGUCGCAGGCUCAGGACUCGGCGGAGAUGGCCCAGAUGUCGCCGCGCAAGGACAACGACAAGCCAUCGCUGAACCGCCGCCUGUGGAAGCAGAUCACCAAACGCCGACGCACCAACUCCGUGUCCCAAAUAGUCGCAGGCUAGGGGGAAUCACCACCCGUCCCACUUUUUCCCUCUGCUACUCUGUUACUAACUGUGUUCUGUGGGUAGACUUUGCCUAAGCAUCUCGAAAGCAGCCAAUCAGAGGAGCAUUGAUUUAUGAACGAAUCGAAAAUCGAUAACCAUUUGCACGGACAGCCCGUAGAUAGGCAGUAAUCAACUGUAAGCCAUAUCACAGUGGUCUGAGCGGGCUGCUCCACCGAAAGAACUGGCAAAUUGCAAAACCAAACACUUAGUAGUACGUUAAGAUUUUUGAUACGACUUUGUAGCUAGCGAAUCCCCCAGAUCGCAACGAUCUCGGGCAGCUCUAGGCGUCCAAUUGCGUCCAAAAGCGAUAAGCGAUAAACGAUUAACGAUUAAAACGAUACAAAAGAAAUAGUAAUCGAUUCUCCUGCCAGCAGAGCCAAGGAACCGAGUCCCAGCCAAAUGAGAUAUAGACAACGAAUGGCAGUCAGUUGGUAAAACUGGGCACACUCACUCACUCCAAAAUAGACAUUACAACACUUAACAUAACAUAACAUAUAACACUUGCAGUCCAGCCAAAUGAAUUAGGAUCUAGAGAAGUUCGUACACUGACUAUUUUUUAGAGAUCAUGAUUAUAUCUUAAAGCUUAGCAGUUUCGGUUUUAUGUUGCGGGAUUGAGACGGUAAAAUUGCCUUACGUAUCCAAUGAACUAUUGUAUGGGUAGCUUAACGUAGUAGUCUUUAUACACAUAUGUAACAUUUACAGCCUCAACAGUUCGUAGUAGUCAAGCGUUAGUUGUCGGUCGUAAUACAAUUUUUAGUACUUAAAUUCCACGUUUUUCCCAACUAUUUACAAACGGAACGUUUGCAUCAGUUAGAUCUCUUAUAUAUAUAUAAGAAAGCUUGGUAGUUCAUUUCACAUUGAAAUUGGUAUUGAAAUUGGAAUUGGAAUCGGAAUCGAGGAAAAACGAAUAGCACGAAAAUUGUUAAAAGCAGCGCUGAGCUGAAAUAAUGCUAACAAAUUAUACGAAUUAAUAACAAACGAUCAAGUACAUUUAUCAGCUUUAAUAGAAAAUCUAAUAUAUAUACAUGGAUCUAAAUAGUUCUAGUUCUAGUUAUAUAAUUGACAUAUACGAAUUACUUUUGAAUAGUGAGUACGCGAUCGAGUUAUUAGGCAUUUAUCACUCACAUUCACACGAGGCAUUCAUUGAUCCAGCACCGUUAACAUCACGUGAGAUAUAUUCAGUAAUUGACUUUAUAAACUCAAACUCAGACACACAAUACGGAUUUUAUGUAUAUGGCAAGCGAGUAUCCAAAACAUUUACGGUAUACAUUCGAUUCUUUUGUCCAAAAUUUGUAUUUUAGCAUUGUAGUAGAGGGCAGAAAUGAAUUUCUCUUGAGAUUCGAAAGGAAAUUCAAUUAUUUAAAGAACAAAUUCCAAAGACAAGCAUCUAAAUAAAUUCAAUAUACAAUAAAUCAAAAUGGAAUGCA
Drosophila ficusphila is the source of this 10257-nucleotide messenger RNA. RefSeq lists its product as uncharacterized. NCBI's taxonomy places the organism in Eukaryota, Metazoa, Arthropoda, Insecta, Diptera, Drosophilidae. Gene Ontology annotation, cellular component: nucleus; plasma membrane. The record is from RefSeq and is a predicted model, not a curated record. Gene Ontology annotation, biological process: signal transduction. Gene Ontology annotation, molecular function: guanyl-nucleotide exchange factor activity; protein binding.